Molecule: messenger RNA, 16692 nt
Organism: Alligator mississippiensis (American alligator)
Lineage: Eukaryota; Metazoa; Chordata; Crocodylia; Alligatoridae
Gene: NFIC
Product: nuclear factor I C
Exons: 11
Coding region: 455-2116 (553 amino acids)
Biological process (GO): regulation of transcription by RNA polymerase II
Cellular component (GO): nucleus
Molecular function (GO): RNA polymerase II cis-regulatory region sequence-specific DNA binding; DNA-binding transcription factor activity, RNA polymerase II-specific
Source: RefSeq, a predicted model, not a curated record
GGCGCUCCGGGCUGCCGGCUGCGGCGAUGCCCGUCCUGAGCCGGGCGCGGGGGGGGCGGGCAGGCUUCACUCUCCGGCGGCAGCGAGGCGGCGCCCGCCCCGGCCUCUAGGCUGCGGCUCGGGGGCUCCCGACACCCCCGCUCCCGGCGUCCGGCCCCUCCGCGCCCGCCCCGCCGCCGUCGCGGGAGAAUGCGCCCCGGGGCGGCCCCGCAGUGCCCCGCCGCCGCGCGCCGCUCGCCCCGCUGAGCCGCCCCGCACCGCCCAGCCCGUCCCGUCCCGCAGCGCCGGCAGCGCGGGCUGCCAUGGGCCCCGGAGCGCGGGGCAGGAGGCGGCGCCCAGGACACUUGGCUUGUAUUUGCGACCGCUGCUGACGCCCCGGCCCCGCUCGCGCCGCGGCUCUCGUUGGCGGCGGCGGCGGCAACUUGCCCUGGAGCCUCGCUAGUCCCCGCGGGCGAUGGAAGUGCUGUGGGCUCCCCUGGACAGGCUGCCGCACACGAGGACUCGUGGGCAUCACUGGGAACAAAGAGGUCACUGCACACCGGCUGCUCCAUGGGGCUGUACACUCUACAGGGAGCAGGAUGAAUUCCACCCAUUCAUCGAGGCGCUGCUCCCCCAUGUCCGGGCCUUCGCCUACACGUGGUUCAACCUGCAGGCCCGCAAGCGCAAGUACUUCAAGAAGCACGAGAAGAGGAUGACAAAGGAUGAGGAGAGGGCAGUGAAGGACGAGCUGCUCAAUGAGAAGCCCGAGGUCAAGCAGAAGUGGGCAUCCCGGCUGCUGGCCAAGCUGCGCAAAGACAUCCGGCCCGAGUGUCGCGAGGACUUUGUGCUCUCCAUCACGGGCAAGAAGCCCUCCUGCUGCGUCCUCUCCAACCCUGAUCAGAAGGGCAAGAUGCGCCGCAUCGACUGCCUGCGCCAGGCAGACAAGGUGUGGCGUCUGGAUCUGGUCAUGGUCAUCCUUUUCAAAGGGAUCCCUCUGGAGAGCACGGAUGGGGAGCGCCUGGUCAAGUCCACACAGUGCACCAACCCCAUCCUGUGCGUCCAGCCCCACCACAUCAGCGUCUCUGUCAAGGAGCUCGACCUCUACCUGGCGUACUUUGUCCGCGAGAGAGAUUCAGAGCAAAGCAGCAGCCCGAGGACAGGGAUCGGCUCAGAUCAGGAGGACAGUAAACCGAUCACAUUGGAUUCGACAGACUUCCAGGAAAGCUUCGUCACUUCGGGAGUGUUCAGCGUUACGGAGCUCAUCCAAGUCUCCCGAACACCGGUGGUGACGGGUACAGGGCCAAACUUCUCUCUGGGAGAGUUGCAAGGUCAUCUGGCCUAUGACCUGAACCCCUCGAGCACCGGGAUGAGGAGGACGCUCCCAAGCACCUCCUCCAGCGGGAGUAAACGGCACAAAUCUGGCUCCAUGGAGGACGACAUAGACACGAGCCCGGGGGGAGAGUACUACACCUCACCCAACUCACCCACGAGUAGCAGCCGCAACUGGACAGAAGACAUGGAAGGGGGCAUCUCCCCCACCGUAAAAAAGACAGAGAUUGACAAGUCACCUUUCAACAGCCCGUCGCCCCAGGACUCCUCCCCGAGGCUGAGCAGUUUCACGCAGCACCACCGUCCAGUCAUCGCCGUGCACAGUGGUAUCGCUCGAAGCCCACACCCUUCAUCUACUCUGCAUUUCCCCACCACCUCGAUUCUCCCCCAGACAGCCUCCACCUACUUCCCCCACACCGCCAUACGGUACCCGCCUCAUCUCAACCCGCAGGACCCUCUGAAAGAUCUCGUCUCCUUGGCCUGCGACCCGUCCAAUCAGCAGCCUGGACCGUUAAAUGGAAGUGGUCAAGUGAAAGUGCCCAGCCACUACAUUUCCACCCAGAUGCUGGCGCCGCCACCUCCCCCUGGCAUGCCCCGGUUGGCAAUCUCUCCUGACACCAAAUCCACCACGACAACUUCCGAGGGCGGGACGACCUCACCGACAUCACCCAUCCUGGUACCUAGGAUAACUGCAGCUGCCCCCCCCUUCGCCUCCCUCCUCCUCUGCUUUAGGCAUCCCGAGAGGACAACGUACCACAGGACCAGGCCCAGCCUUUCGGUGACGACGGAGAGAGCGAAUUCACAAUGAUGACGACGACAAACACACAACAUGUGACAAGAAAGGAAGGAAGGAAGGAAGAAGGAAGGGAAAGAAAGAGAGAGAGAAAAAAAAAGGUUGAAACCUUUUUAGAAACUAAAAACCAACAAAAAAACCCUUAAAACCAAGCGAGCCCCGCGCGCACACACGGCCGCCCCAGGCAGACUCGCCACAAACACUAUUUGUCCCAUCGGCCAACCUGGCAAGAGAAGCAACGCAGCUCGUCCCACUGGCUGCCUCCUCAGCCACGGCGCUGGAGUCUUGCUGCCACUCUCCAAAGGGUUGUAUAUGCAAAAUUGUCUUUCUCAUUUCCUGUUUCAUUUUUGCCUCUUGUGAAUGAAAAAGAACAAACCCCGCCGGGCACCCUUGCCCGCCCCGCAGCAAACUUUCUACUUCCCAGGAGGCUCUAGGAUCGAGACAGCGGGUUCAGAGCACAGCGGCCAGUUGCUUCUGAGCCCAUGGGCACCGGGUGGGUCGGGAGAUCUCUCGUUAGUGCUGUCGCUUCCCGCUCCACCCCAGACACGCUGCAAACAAGAUGCCUCCAGCCUCCCGCUGCCCCAGUGUUCGGACGACGUGUACACCUUUCCUUUGUUUUAUCUGAAAUCCUCUAUGCCAUUAAAUGCUCUUUGGGGCAGGAGUGAGCGGCAUCCCCGCGGGACUCCUUGGAGCAGCAGUAUUGCAGGGAUGCAGGGACACGGCCCCUCUCAUCCUCCCACUUCUCCAGUUGCCUUUGUCCGUGACCAUCUACGGAAGGGGAAGGGGAUUCCAUGACUCCUGCCUCAGGUCUCCACCCUCAGUGCGUGCGUGGGGAGCAGGACCUGGGUUCAGCAGCACCCCAGCCCCAUGCUCCCGGUCAAGGGCAGGCUGGCCAUGGAGCAGGGCACUGGGCUUCGGUGAGUGGCAUUUCCACAGCUGGGAGAUACUGUGCGAUGGGCAUUGCAGGGAGGAGACGGAGGGGAGGGGCACAAGACUUGUGAUGGGCACAAGUGGGUGCAGCAGGAGGGUAGGGCAGCCCACAAAGAGCAAAGCAUACUGCUGUGUGGAUUGGCAUGGCCACACACUGCAAAUUAUCACUGGGUCUCAAAUCCCAGAGGUUAAAUUUCUUAAUUACAGAUUAACGACUGCAUUAUGGAAACUCCUGGAAUCCAAAAUUUCAGACCCUUCCUCCAUGGACAAUCAAGUCCACUGGCACCUCCCCCACUCUCACCCCGCUCCGGACCUGGGACAGCCACAGUGUCCAGGGGAAGUGGGUCUGUCUCUGCAAUGCCUUCAACACAGCAGAAGGAAUGAGGCCAGGGUUGGGUUUCAGCACCGUGCAGCAUGACGGCUCUGCCGCCCUGCCCCAAGUCUUGCCAGGACCAGCACCUGGCCAGGGAUGAUCAUGGCGCGUGGUUUCCGUGAUGUAGCCUGGUGAGCUUUCCAUACUGUAGCUUUCCCUUUGCAGCUCCUGGCAAACGCAGGACAUGUCUCCUGCUACCACAGUUCCUUCUGUGCAUUUCCUUUGUGCUGGGGCAGGGAGGUGAGGUGGGGACAGACUCUGGGUUGGUAAGUUGUAAGAGCAGCUCGUGAUGGGCCAGGACCUGCUGUCAUGCUGGAAAUGAGACUGACUUAGGCCAAGGCCAGUCCCUAAAUGGCAGGUCUGGGCAGGGCAAGACAGGCCAGCCAGAGUGGGAGGGCUGGCAUGGAACCUGGGCACACCUGUGUGUGCAAAGCUCUGCGCGCCAGUGAGCAGGGACUGUGUGGGCUGGGGGCAAGACGGCUGUGAUUGUGUUGCACAUUUUGUAGGAAAUGCACUUUGAAGAGGGAAUGAUAGCAAAGCCCAUUCGUGGCACCUGGUUCCCGGCACCGGCUUGCUGGGACAGUUUAUAGAGACAGAUUCUUUCUCCCUGAAAGGCCGCACCGCAAGCAGACAGCCCCCCAUGUGGUGGCUACGUCGGCCUUUGACUCGGACUCGGGUUAGCUAGGGGUCCUGUGCCCUUACCUGCAGGGACCAGAAGACCCCCCCAUCCAGCUCGCAGGCUCCCCUUCCCCACUGUGAGCCCCUCCCUGCUCAGCCCUGCUGUGAGGUGAUGCCAUCACAUUCCCAGCAAACGCAGCUGGGAGGCAGAAAGCCGUCACUGACUGGUUAAAGUGCCUGAAUUUUGUAUCCCAGUCCUCCUGGUUUGGAAAGCUCACACCCCAUGGAGAGUAGUGCGGUGGGAAGGGCCAGGCCACCGGGAGCUGUGGCAUCUCCACUGGCCUGCAAGGGCCUUGCAUCUAUCCUUCUCCCCAUAGCAUUAAUGAGGUCCCUGCACAUGAGGCAGGAAGCCAGACUGAAUCACCCUUUGCCUGGCCUAGGCCAGAGAGCACCAGGUGCAGAUAUACCUGGGGAAAUCAGUUGAAUUCAACUCCGUGAGCUGGAGAGCCAGGAUGUGCACCAAGCAGGAGAGACCAGCUCAGCACAAGUCCGGUGGGGCCUCACUCCCCCAGACUGUCACGGAUCAUGAAUCACAAGCAGUACAUCAGACAGACCUUCCUGGUUGAUCUUGGGGACAGAACAGCACUAUCCGGCUGGCUGCGGAGGCCCAGCUUCCCCGUGUCACACAUGCUGCACCAACAGAGACCAGGGCACCUGACCCCACCAUUUGUUGAUUCAUUUUGCCAGGAGGGACUGGGAAACUCCUGCUUCCUGCCCUCCCUGAGCAGAGCUGGCCUGGAUGGAGCAAGCUGUGGGAGGCAGAGGCACCUGCAUGCUGUUGGCUCCGUGGUUUGCUCAUUGCAAGACAGAGACAUGAGACUUCACCUGCCUGGCAGGGCAAACCUCUCCAUUGUUCUCUCUUCCUGCCUGUUUCCUGCCUCCUAGGCUGGCACAUGGAUCCCUUGCUGUGCCAGGGCCCUAGGAGAUGUCCUAAGACGCCAAGCAGCUGGAACAAAGCAGAUGAACCCACUUCUUCGCAGACACUGCCCAGCUCAUGAUCCUGGACAGCUGGCAACUCCUGGGCUGAGCACAGCUUUUGCUUACUCGCUGGGCCUGGGUUUUGGCUUCGAUCAUUGCUGGCAGGGAUGGACUCAAGGCCCCUGCCAGGAUGUGUGGGGCAGCUGGGAAGGGCCCAUCUUUGUGGACAUGCCAGCAAACAGAGUUGCAGCAGAAGUGACCCACCGAGCCAAACUCUGCUCUCAGUCACACAGGCUUGGAUCCGGAGUUACUCUGCACAGUAACAUGGUGCAGCCUGGCCCUUCAGAUCUCCUUGGAGGAACAAGGUCUGCACAGGCCUAUGGCCAGGGUCUUCAGUAACCAAGGACACAAAAUCCCCUUCCCCCUGCUAUGCCUGAAGCCCAGUUCCUGCCCAGGCACUGUCUCAUCAUAGAGGAGAGCAACGCUGGACACUGACCAAGCCGUCCGUGGGCUGUGACGGGGCCUGAGGGAGCAGAUCCGCUCUCCUCCCUCCCUGGCCCACACACUGGUUAGUGCCUUAGACCCCAGGAGGAUGCUUGUGGGCUGCCCCCAACCACCCCACCACCACAGGGCCAGGGGCUGCUCCCUAGGGCUCUCCUCUGCUUUACAGAGGCUGCAGGAGAAACGGGGCUGCUUUCCCCCUUCUUCCUUCCCCUAGUGACCCUGAGGGAGAAGAAGGGAGAUUCAGCAGCCGGACUAAGGCACCAGCUCUGCAGCAAUCCAGCAAAUCCCACUACCCACACCCAACCUACAGAGCCCCAGCACCAGGCCAGCCCCCAGGCACCGCAGGGCUGGGGAAUCCCAGACUUAAUCAUGUCAGUCCCUGGCCCUGGGAAUAUCGAGGCCCUUUGGGAGGUGGGGAAAAGGUUCAUCCACUCACUUACCUGCCCAUCUAGCCUUGGUGAAUCCCUGAGACCCCCAUGAGCACUAGUGUCACAGCCUGUCCCCAGUUCACCCCCUGUGCCCCACUCCUGAAAGAUAUCCCCAGGGCAGGGCCUCUUCUGCAGCUGGGCCCAUCACCCACCCGCCCUACCUUCUGCCAGGCAGAGCCAGAGCCUCUGCCCUGCUCCAGGGUGCUGGAUUCUGCUCUUCUCCUCCCUGGACAGAGGAGCAGGGAACAUGGGGACACCACCACCAGCCAGGCCACAUUGACUUCAGCAGCAGUGAGGCAGGAGAAGGAAAGAGGUGACAAGAAACCUGAAGGGGACAGCAGAGGAGAGAGGGCUGUGCAGGCUGAUGGCAACGGAGCAGAUGGGCAAGGGGAAAAAUUCAGCCACCGCUGCCAGCCUGUGUCCAUUCCAGACAGCCAACUCCAGCCAACUCCGGUCCAGGCACCUCCCACCACCUGUCUGCAGAGGUCCCAGCAUCCACUUCAGGCAGUGCCAGGCAGGUUCCCCCUGUGCCCACGAGUCAUCCCAGGUGGGCAAAGAGCUCCAGUGCCAGUCCUUCCACCAGCCAACUCGUGGCUGCACCUUGAGUCCAGUCCAGGCGUGCACAGACAGAUCCAGGCCCAGCUUUGACACCUGAUCAGUAACUGGGCAGGACUGGAGGCUGCAGCAGGUGCUGACCUCCAAGAGUCACUCAUGAACCCCCCGCCACCUCCAUGCCCAUCAGAGCCGGGCUCCCGCUCAGCCAGUGCACAUCCAUGCAUCGUGUCCUCAAUAGCAUCUGGGUGCUAAUCCCAAAGGUGACACAGCGAGGUCAGAGGAGCUCCCCUUUGGAGGAGUCCCUGAAGCCCAACACAGGGAUCCAGCUGCUCCUCUUAUGCAGGUACCCAUGGCUUUGUAAGCAGCUUUAAACCAAAGGCUGAGUCGCAUAGGAAGGACGUAGGGCAGCUCCUUCCCGUCCAGCUUCCACUCUGCUCCCUGCUUCCCCGGAGCUUCCAGCAAGUCAUUCUGCCAAAGCGCCCAGCCCCCGGUACGAUUCCUGCAGCUCCCAGCACCUGCAUCCCAGCCGGACACCGACCACAGCCAGCGCCAACCCUGGGGAGGGGGCCCUGCUGGAUCCCAGCCCAGUUUUGCAGCGGAGAGUUGAGCAAAGGGCUGUCACGUAGGCCCCACUCUAUGCCAGGCACCUGGGGUCAAGCCAUCUGAUCCCGAGCAGCUAUAUGCAUGGUCCAUCAGCACUGCAGAGCCCUGAGAACCGGGGCCAGCUUAACAGGGGAGGGCAGGGGGGAAAGGGGCCCCAGUGCAGAGACCCCCAGUGGAAAGGGCUGAUGCAGGAAGUCAAAGAAAAGGGCAAUUGAUGGAGAGGGGGGAAAAAAGAAAAAAUAACAAAAAAAAAAAUUACAAAUAAACUGCAUGGUGCUUUAACAGGAACUCAUGUGACCUAGCUCAACCAAUCAGCGAAUGGCUGAUAAUGUGCAUGGCAGACUGUAUAACUGGCUCUACCUUCCCCCCUUCGAAAAUGAUGUAUAAAAAGAAAAAAAAAAGUGAAAAAAAUCCAUGUUUUCCUAAUUUGCACGAAAUUUUAUACCACAUGAUGUGCCUUGCCUUCGAAGACUAAGUAUUAACUCUACUGAUAUCACUGCACAGGAAUAACUGCAUGCACUGGGUCUCGUAGUAACUAAAGGGGGGAUGGGACAUGUUGCCAUUUGUAAAAACGUUCACAGUUCAAUUUGGGGCUGUUGGUUUGUUAACCUUUUUUGUUAAACUGUGUGUUCAGACACCAUUGGGAAGAUUCCUUGUGGCUCGGAAAUAUUGUGAUAUCAUCGCAAUGUGCCAGACUCUCGUCUCAGCAACACCGGCGUGAAUCCAGGGCAUCUCUUUUUCGUCGUGCUUUUAUCUACUUCAUGCCCUUUCUGGCCCUAUUUGUGGCCACUGGAGUUACUCCGGCCUUAUGCCAUGAUAACCCCAUGUGUGUGGAUGGAGUUACUCCAGUGUCACCCCAGCGUACCUGAGACGACCGAUCUGCCUGCCCUGACUGUCAUGUUAUUUUCUAACCAGGCACCUCCAUAUUGGCGGAAAGGAUAAAGAAUAAAUGACUAAGGAACUUUAUUGGGUUUCCAUCAACGUGGCAGCGUUUGACACUGAUGGACUCCCAGGUGCAGUGUCGGGGGCUGAUGGCAGCUGGUCAGGAACGAGCGCCUUGUCCCUCCCAAUUCGCUCCAGCUUGCCAGUGCCAUCAGCCAAGGGGAUCUCUCCAUAUCGCCCCCAGCCUUGCCCUCCCUUGCCCAAACGAGGAAAUAGCUGUCCAUAGUAGCCAUGUGCAUGUUCCCUUUCUCCUUGUGUUGGGCAGACUUGCCAGACCACCCCUUUUCUCUCUGUUUUUUAACGGCUUCCCCUCGUAUACGUCUUCCAGCUGUUAAUACAAAGUGCAUCCUGUAUGGAAAAAUAUGCAAUACCUGUUUUGUCUACAUUGAUAGAUCUUUUAGCUAAGGUUCUCAGUGACUGAUUACAAACCUGCAGGGUGCGGGGACAGGGGGGGCGGGAAUUUUCUUCUGGUGGGGUUUUUGUGCGGGGAUGGGAGGGGAGGUGGGAUUUUGCAUUGUGUUCCUUUUCUUUUUUUUUCCUUUUGAUUGACCAAAGUGAGCAAGCACGGCCAUACGCAGGUGGCCAACACCCUUCCUCCCAGGCAGGUUGGGGAGGAAGGGGAGGUGGUUUCUGCUGUGGCGGUGAUGGAAUUUGUCGUUGUUAUUAGCGCGCUGUUUCUUUAAAAAGGGCAGAUGGUUCCGAAGGGGGUGGGGCUAGAACCCUGGAGAUCAGCUGUGAAGCACCUGGCCACUCCCACACCUGGUCCCAGGAUCCAGUGGGGGAAUCAUUUGGAUCUUCCUGGCGAUCUUAAUUUCCAAUCCAAUCAAUUCAUUUUGUUGAGAAAAACAACAAAACCCUAUUGAGGUGCCCAGCGCACCUGUUUGCUAAGCUGAGCGGCAGCUAGAGAUGCAGCCUCGCCAGCCCCAAAAGUCAGCACGGGCAGCAAAGGAUGCAAUUCGGUCCCUGGACCCGUUUCCUAAGAAGGGCACGGCCAGAUGCUCGGGGCCCAGGGUCUGCACUUCCCAGUCUGACGGCAGGGCAGGACGUUUUGCAAAGGACGGGCUGUGGGGGGCUGGGCUGCGGGGCACCCGGUGGGUUUGCGUUGGGCUUGGGAGGAGAAAAGAGCAGAGCAAGGGGCAGGCAAUGUGAAUGGAAAAUGUCUUAGUGCUGAGUGUGUCGCCUCCUUCCCUGCAGAAGAACCCCGCAGACGUUCCCAUGCAGACUCUGGGGGCUGGGCCUGGGCUGGCCAGGCUGCCUGGUCUUCUGCAGAAGCAUCUCCCACCUCCCCACAUCAUCCCACAGGGCCUUCGGGCUGGGGCAGAGCUGUCUGAGGGUGGCAAAGCCAGGAGGAGGGAGUUCUGCUGCAGCAAGAAGCAAUCGGUGGGCUGUGGCACUGCCACCUUCCCCUCAGUCAGCUGAGGCCCUGGUCAGCGAUGCCACUAGCCCAGGUGGGGCAGGGUGCAUUCCCUCGAAGCAGUUACCAUAUGCAAUCCACAUUUGCAUAUGCAGGGCUGAGGCAGGUUUGGGGCCAGGGUAGCAAGGGGAGCAUUGAGGGGGCUGUAUGAGCUGUGUGCCCCGAGCCCAGGCUCCCCAGGCCCUGGCACUCGGGGCCUGCCCAGGUGCUCUGUGGGAGCCUUUGUCUUGCUCUGCAGGGACCCGCUCUCGUGAGCUAGUCAGUGCAUCUCUAAGGCAGAAAGAAAACCUGAAAGCACCUUUUGUAAUAUAGAAAAAAAACACAACAACAAAACCCAUGCACACAUGUUUCCAUGACACUGGCUGGAGCGAGACAUUCCCGUCCCCCGGGCACCUCACAGCUCUGGCAUCCAUGGGGGUUCAUCCUCUUGGUCAUUUCUUUCAUCUCCGGUGUUUCCUUUCACCAGGAGUUUACAUAUUCCUCUGAUUUCCGGGGGUACGAUGGGCCUGAGUCGACCCCUCUCAAGGGUAGGGGAGGCUCGGAGGCAAGGGAGUAGUCUAGCUUAGCUGUCCCCCCAUCCCAUAGCCAGGGACACACUCUUCCCAUAUCCCCAUGCACAAUCAGAGGUGGGACAGCCCAUGUCAGGGUCCAGGGUCAGAGACUGGCUUAAGAAUUGCGAGAUUUCAUCAUCAUGUUGGGUCUUGCUCUUUGCCAUCUGGAUGCACUUUGUCGUGCAUCAGCAGAUGCAUGACGAAUAGGUCCAAGGAGGUGAUACUUCCCCUCUAUCGGGCGCUGGUCAGACCGCAGUUGGAGUACCGCGUGCAAUUCUGGGCGCUGCAAUUCAAGAGGGAUGGGGAUAACCUGGAGAGGGUCCAGAGAAGGGCCACUUGUAUGGUUAAGGGCCUGCAGACCAAGCCCUACGAGGAGAGACUAGAGAAACUGGAUCUUUUCAGCCUCCGCAAGAGAAGGUUGAGAGGCGACCUUGUGGCUGCCUAUAAGUUCAUCACAGGGGCACAGAAGGGAAUUGGUGAGUAUUUAUUCACCAAGGCGCCCCCGGGGGUUACAAGAAAUAACGGCCACAAGCUAGCAGAGAGCAGAUUUAGACUGGACAUUAGGAAGAACUUCUUCACAGUUUGAGUGGCCAGGGUCUGGAACGGGCUCCCAAGGGAGGUGGUGCUCUCCCCUACCCUGGGGGUCUUCAAGAGGAGGUUAGAUGAGUAUCUAGCUGGGGUCAUCUAGACCCAGCACUCUUUCCUGCUUAUGCAGGGGGUCGGACUCGAUGGUCUAUUGAGAUCCCUUCCAACCCUAACAUCUAUGAAUCUAUGAAUCUAUGGAUCCUGAGCCCCCCCAUGGGAUGUCACACUUGCCUCAACAUGCACCCACCAAGGCUAAAAUCUCACCUUUUCAUUUUAAAUAGGACCUGGGAUUCUCUAUAUCCCCGAACCUCCUGGAGAGGAGAACCAGCCUGGUGAGGUUCAUGAUUACAAUGGCACCAAUGGGCAAUGCUGGAUACAGCAUUCAGGAGGGCCCCAACCCCCUUCUGGACAUCACAGCGCAGGGCCUGCCCCUGCUGCCAACACCUGGCCCCAAACUGACGCCAGUGGAGUCACACCUGAUUUACAGCAGGGGAGUAAGAUCAGGGCCAAACCCCCCAAAAGAACAAGCUUUGUACAGACUGGGUCUAAACACGGGGGCAGUCAGUUAUCACCCCCCUUCUGGUCUCUAGAUGACCUCUACAUUGCAGUCCAACCCCUGCGUUGAAACCAGUAGAGAUGCCUUCAAACAAUGGUGCAUCCACAGAGGCAAAAAGUGCUGGAGGCCACCACGCUAAGCACAGGAGACUCCCUCCAUUCAUGCACCAGCUCAGUCAGACAUGCACACACUCCAUGAGCAAUGUCAGCCAGAGCCAUUGGACAUGGAAGAAAAACAUGGCUUUGUUUUCAGAUGUUUUUGCCGGCAGUGUUAGGUAGCUGGGUGGGGAAGGGGUGGGAUGAGCCAUCGUGGUGUUGUGAGGACUUUUACUUGUAGAAAGCUCUUCAUUUUUUUUUUUUCAUUUUGUUUUCUCUCUCGAUUUUCUAAUGAUCUGUGUUGAGUUUCCAUGCUGUGGGCUGGACGGGCAGGCAUUUGAAGCAAGGGAUGGCGGGACGCAUGCUUUGGGGGCUUGGAAAGUCCUUGGGAGACUCCUCUUUAUGCAAUGUGCAGUAUUGUUUUCUGCAAGGACAAUGCAACGCGAGUAGCUUUAGUUUAUUUUAAAAAAAUGCAAAAAAAAAAAAAUUGCAGAUAAAAAUGUUUAAAAUGAUUCAAUUUAAAGCAAAAAACAAAAAAAAAGACAAAAAAAAACAAAAAAAAACACCAAAAAAAAAUCACAUGCAACCUAAAAACAAACGCGAGUGAGUCACACGCCUGGCGGGGACGGACUCUGGCAGCGCUGUGGCAGCCCAGGCUGGGAUGUAGCAUUGUUAAAGGAACCCUUGACAACAAUCCAAUCCCUUUAGUGCAAGAGAUACUGACACAGCAACUUGAUUUGUGUUCUUAUCGAGGAAAACAGGGGGUGGAGGUGGGGGGCACUGGAGCUUUCUUGGUGGACAGGGAACGGAAGAUGAGAACGUGCAUCCUACCCAGAUAUCUCUCCCCCAGCACAUCUGAUCUGGCUGUUCUCCUCCAGUCAUACCUGCCUGGAGACCAGCUCCAAACUGCACUUGAAGGCAAAACUCGCAUGAACCCAGCUGGAGUUUGGAGGGCAGGCAGCUCAUACCUCUGAGCCUCGGAGCAAUCUUACCACGUGCAGUAGAGCACGGCCACGGAGGGAGUGGCAAGCCAAGCCAGGGCAGAUAUCUGCUGGGCACGUCUCCACUCAUAGCUGUCAAAUGUGACAGCUCUUGAGCUAACGAGACCUGGCAGGUCAGUGCUACCCAGAUUCCAACCCCAAACCCACAAGCUUCGAGAUAAAGCACUUAAUUUUUGUUUGGUUGUUUCAAAGACAGCAACAAAAAAAUCCCUACAGAGAAAUGCACCUUAAACCAAAUGGUCCUAAACAUCCAGACAGGCGCUAAGAGCAUGUUGGCACUCCAGGAGCACACAGACUGGCUGGUUGCCUGGGUAGUUUCUCAUUGCCCGUUGCCAAGAUGGUGUCCACCAUGAAAGGAAAGCACACACCGCCCCCUCCUCCAUCCCUGGGAAAAUUUGCACUGUUCCACUCAACACAUUUUUUUCCCCGUCUUGUAGCUACGCCCAGCCACAGGGCCCACAAAGGAACACAGCUCACACCGCGCACCGCAGCACUAGGGGGAACCCCAAGCAGGGGAGGCGUGGACCAUGUACAGCCUGGGAGGUCUUUUUGGGCUCCAGUGUCUGGGACUGUACAGAUCAGAGAUCAGGCCUCCCAGGUGCAGACCUGGAUCCAAAUUCAACCAAUGUCCAGGGCUGGACAGGCCCUGGGUUGGGGCUUCAGCCUAUGACUGAGAGAAGAGCCAGGCAGGCAAUUUGCAUCUAGAUCCAGCUUCCUGCAGGUUUGGGGGCUGUUUGGACCCGAGGUCCUGGUCCAGGCCCAUCCUUGCUCAAGACUAACAGGCCAAUUGCACUGUUGCUUGCACUGCCCCUCUGGGGGUAGCUCUGCUGACCCCAAUGGUGUUACACCUGAUGAACACCAGUGUAAGUGAGAGCAGCAGUUGGCCCACUGGCUUCUCCUCCCGAGGGGAUGAGCAGCCAGUGACCUGCUGAGGUCACCCCACUCCCAUCAAGAUGUGCCUCUGAGCUCCGCCUGAAGGGAAUAUGCAAAUUCCAUCCCAAAUCCAUCUCUAGUUUCUUUUGUAUCUUUUUUUUGGGGGGGGGUUCUUUUCCUUUGGGGUUUAUUACUUUUUUUCUCUGUGACUUUUUAACUCAACACAAGGCAGCAGGGAGACCCUGCAGAGCAGACAUCACUGACUGCAGUAGAUCAUCAGCAUGGGAUGUUGGGUUUGGUUGUUUUUUUCCCCUCCGCCGUGUUGAUGCAAUCAAAUAGCUCAGCCAUUCAAAUAGACAAGUAGGUAUGCUCACAAGGAUCUCUGGAAAUAUCUUGGGUGGAUGAGGGUCUUGGCAGGGGAGACGGAGGGAGAGAAGGAAUUGUCCGUUGUUUGUUGGGAAGGGUCGUGCUGCGGGACAUUGGCUGGAGAGGGCAGGGAGGGGUGGUGGUAGAGGAAGACAGGCACGGUGACCACCACCGACAAGCUAAGGGUCGUGUUUCUUGAGACAACCUCCUGGAACUUCUAGCUCUUCCAGAGUCUCUAGACAAUCAGGCUGGGUAGCAGCAUGCGUAGCCUUCACUUGCAUGGGGGCUGGUGGGACGUGAGCAGAGCUUCUCCGUUGGGUUCUGACCAGCCGAAGGCCAGCUUCCCCAAGAGACAAUCCCCGGACACAACAACGGGUGGCAAGGGAGAUGUGGGAAGAGAAACGUCCUUCCCUAAGGCUCCUGGUGCCCACCCUCUCAGCCUCCCUACCCCUGCCAAGCAGGACCCAAGCGACCGCCAAUCAGCAGUAGCUUCCAUGCAAAGCAAGGCUAGGCACGUUGCUUAGUUAUUUCAUGCACUACAGUUUCUCGGGAGGGGUCCUCAUUUGUUGUUGUUGUUGUUGUCGACUUCUUUAAAAAAGAAAAAAACUAAAAAAUGUUCUUGUGAUCUAUAAAUAAAAAAACCUAUGUACAUAUAUAUAUAUAUAUAUAUGGUGCUACAGGGGCUGAAUCUCAGAGCCUGGGGAACCAGGCACCAUGUGAAACGUACCUACAGCUCUCCAGCCUUCUGCCUCCUCUGCGGAGAAGAUGAUGUGGCUGUGUUGUUUUUAUUUGUGCUUGUUUCUUCUUGGGAAGGAGUUGGGCAGGCAGGACUUGUGCAUGCAAAACCGAAGAGUAGACAAUCCUCAAUGUCCCUGUGGCCCUGCAGACAGUCAAGGUACUUUAAAUUGCAAAGGAAGGUAUAUGUAUAUAUAUUCCCUCUCUUCCUCUAUAUAUAUAUAUAUAUAUAUAUACACACAUAGCUAUAUUUUUUUGUAAUAUGAGUUUGAAAUUGCUGCUUUUUGUUUCUUUAACUUGCACAUUCAUCUUGGGGUUGGUCCUUGGGUUUUUUUGGUAUUGUUCGGCGCGAAGAUGCUUAUCCGCCCCUUCCUUUCAAAUUCAGCUUUGUUCCUAGGAGAUGGGGGCAGAUUCUCAGCUGGCAUAAAGGCCCUGAUGCUCCAAAGCACUUCUGCGCAUGCAGGUCCCCAUCCAACCGAAUGCAGCCCGUUACAGCCCAGCCUUGCUAGCGCGGCACGUCUUGUGAGCCUUAAGCACGUGCUUAGGAGAAACAGGCUGCCAAAGAAGGGCCAAGCGCUGCUUCAUGGAGGUCAGUGUCGCCAUCCCCAUGUAUCAAGUGAAGCCUGUGCAUUGCUCUUGCAGGAGCAGGGGCUAAGUCAACAGAGCAAUUUAUCCCAGCAGAGGAUCCACCUCCAUUGUCUUACCUUCCCCUCUUCUCCCCUAGCAGGUGGCUUCAAGGGUAGAAGUAGAACUUUUUUGCAUUAAGGCCCCUUUAUUGGGCAAAUCUGGAUCUUUAUGUAAGUGGAAGCAUUGGAAUGACUACCAAGAACAUCCGUUCCCCGCCAGGCUCCCCCACCCAUUACUCAAGUGCAAGUCCAUGCCCAGCUAUAUCCCCACCGGGGUUGCCUGGGGCUUCCCUGAUUCCGUUUUGGACCUCCCGAGGUUCUGCAUGCUCCAGAGUCCUGUUUGUAUGGAUGCUGAGGAUGAUGAAGGUGAUGGUUUUACACACACACACAAAAAAAAGAAGCGACCAGCAGGAACCUGAAAUACAUCAAUACCAAAAAUUCUGACAAAGUAGUGCCUCUGACUUCCCUGCUGGUCUGACUUGCUUUUUUUUCCUAGGUUCCCCUCCCUGCCCUGGAGUUUUGGGUGGGGACAAGCAGCCAGGGUGGGAUGUUUGCUUGUAUGUUCCACACACUGCACCGCCUCUGUCCGAGAGAAAGCCCUGCUUCCCUUUCAUGCCAUGCUGUCAGGAAGGGGGGAAGGGGCAGGGGUCACCGUUUAGCCACUGCUGCCCAGCAGCUGAGUGGAGUCUCCUUUUCAUGAGACCUGGAGGCUCUCUGUAGCAAGAACCCCCAGCCUCUCCCUUUAUAAAACCUGGGAUUUCACUUGUGGGAAAUGCAGUUUUUGUGAAUGGCGGGACAGAGUAGUUGCAUAAAAUUGGAGCUGACAAUCGGGGACAAAUGAUUUCUCUGUCUCCCCUCUUGAGCCUGACCCGAAGCAGCAGGGGCUGUGGGCAGGUUCUCAGAGCCUGGCUCCUUGGAUAAGGCAGCCCAUUCAAUGGCCUGCCUUGGCGCGUGAGCCUGGUAGCGACUGGCAGUGGGGUUGGUGUAAACUGGACAAUCAGUGCCGCCAUUCUCAAAAUAACAAGGCUUCUGAGCACGCCCCUGCCUGGGGCUGGGGAGCGUGGGCCUGGGGCUCCUGAGAGCAUGGCCGGGCAGGGACACGGGGCUUUCCCCACCUUUCAGCACAUGUCAAUGUUCAGCAGCCGCCGUUCAUCGUGGGGAAUUUUGUGUUUCCAUCCAACGUCCUUUUCCGUUGUGGUUUUUCCAUGAGGAUGAUGACGACGGCAACGAUGCAAGCGCUGGGAAGAAGAUAUUUCUAUGAGAUACGCUGAGACCGAGUGGAAAGUUGUUUCUUUUCUUUUCUUCUUUUUUUUCCAGUGGGGAGGAUAUUUUCUUCCUUCCUUUCAUUUAUAUUUUACAGACAUUACGGUAAUAGUUAUUCUGUUUCUUGCUUCUUGCUUGCUGUACCACAUUACACACAUAAACGCACCAGGGAAAGCAGAGCCCAAGGGCGCGCAACGCAUGGAUGGCUUCUUAGAUGGUGCCUUUGUCGGCAAAGCUCUCCGAUCAAAAUCAACUCCCCCAAUGUUGCAAUCCACCCCUCCCGCCGUCUGCCCCAGGUCUCCACCUGCAUGUACUGCCUCCCUUUCUCCCAGCUCCAGGCCCCCAUGCUUCAAUAGCCCCUUUGCUUGCUUCCCUGGUGCCUCACAAUAUUUGAUUAUAACAUUGUAUGCAGCCAUUACUGAUUAGCAGAUGCUCCUACCUACAUACAAUUUACUGAAAGUGACUAAGGUUUUUUUUCCCCCCUAUGCAAAAAAAAAAAAAAAAAAAAAAAAAAAAAAGUUUAAAAAAAGAAAAAAGAAAAGAAAAAAAUAAGAAAAAAAUGUAUAAAAAUUAAACAAGCUAUGCUUCAACUCUA